Molecule: messenger RNA, 2594 nt
Organism: Micropterus dolomieu (smallmouth bass)
Lineage: Eukaryota; Metazoa; Chordata; Actinopteri; Centrarchiformes; Centrarchidae
Gene: glra4b
Product: glycine receptor, alpha 4b
Exons: 10
Coding region: 1-1443 (480 amino acids)
Biological process (GO): signal transduction; regulation of membrane potential; nervous system process
Cellular component (GO): neuron projection; synapse; plasma membrane
Molecular function (GO): transmitter-gated monoatomic ion channel activity; chloride channel activity; glycine binding
Source: RefSeq, a predicted model, not a curated record
AUGUUAUUGCACAUCUUGUGUAUAGUGUGGGCUUCAUCUGUCAUUUUUCUGCAAGGCAGGUCUGUGCUUUGUAAGGAGGUGAAGCUCCCCAGCAAGACAACCAAGCCCCCCUCUCCAUCUGACUUUCUGGACAAACUGAUGGGACGCACAUCUGGCUAUGACGCUCGCAUCAGACCAAACUUCAAAGGUCCUCCUGUCAAUGUCACCUGUAACAUCUUCAUCAACAGCUUCGGAUCCAUCACUGAAACAACUAUGGACUACAGGCUCAAUGUAUUUCUGCGACAGCAGUGGAAUGACCCUCGACUAGCAUAUAAGGAGUAUCCAGAUGACUCUCUGGACCUGGAUCCCUCAAUGUUGGACUCUAUUUGGAAACCUGACCUGUUCUUUGCAAAUGAAAAGGGAGCAAACUUUCACGAGGUUACAACAGACAACAAACUGCUUCGGAUAUUCCAGAAUGGAAAUGUCCUCUACAGCAUCAGGCUGACGCUUACCCUUUCCUGUCCCAUGGAUCUGAAAAACUUCCCCAUGGACAGCCAGACGUGUACGAUGCAGCUUGAAAGCUUUGGCUACACCAUGAAUGAUCUCAUUUUUGAAUGGCUGGAUGUGGGAGCGGUGCAGGUGGCUGAUGAUCUGACGCUCCCUCAGUUUGUGCUAAAAGAGGAGAAAGGCCUCGGCUAUUGCACCAAGAACUACAACACAGGUAAAUUCACCUGCAUUGAGGUCAAAUUCUACCUGGAGCGUCAAAUGGGCUACUACCUGAUCCAGAUGUACAUACCGAGCCUGCUCACUGUCAUCCUGUCCUGGGUGUCGUUCUGGAUCAACAUGGAUGCAGCCCCGGCCAGAGUGGGACUGGGAAUCACUACAGUGCUCACCAUGACGACACAGAGCUCUGGCUCCAGAGCCUCCCUGCCCAAGGUGUCCUAUGUGAAAGCCAUCGACAUCUGGAUGGCAGUGUGUCUUCUUUUCGUGUUUGCCGCACUACUGGAGUAUGCAGCUGUUAAUUUUGUUUCACGCCAGCACAAGGAGUUCUUCAGACUGAGGAAGAAGCUCAAAGAACAACAGCGACAGAGAACUCAGGCAAGUGGUGACAGUAAGGUGAAAGGAAGCCAAAUGUCAGGCAACAAUGCUCCUCAUGGGAACGUAGCCCAGCGGUGCAGCGUCUGUGCCAAGGAGGAGGAGCUGGCACAGCAGGGAUUACUCUUCCAGAGUUUUGGACUUGCGCUGUCAACAGGAAGUGGACCGGAAAUGGAUGCAACACCAGUAUUUGCUGAUUUACCUCCUGGCUUAGGUUUCUAUGACAUACGUAGGCGCUUUGUGGAUCGGGCAAAAAGGAUUGACACCAUCUCCCGAGCUCUCUUCCCCAUGAGCUUCCUCAUGUUUAAUGUCCUUUACUGGCUUACCUACAAAGUUCUACGACAUGAAGACCUUCUAGCCACACUGUGACAAUGAAACAACUGAGGACCAUUAAGACACCGGAUACCUUUAAUUCUACUCUCAUCACUGAAACAUUUACAUGCUGAGAGUCCUCAGCUGAGCCAUGCAAGAUGCGUUUUGACUGCAUGUCCAAUGCAAUUGGAAAAUUCCACGACAUGGAACAGUCCGUCGGUUUCUUUUAAUUUUUAAUACUUCCAAAGAUAUGCACUUUUUAUUGGCACGGAUGCUUUAUGCAUUACGUGUCAGUGAACAGUAUGUGUGUACAAUCAGCAUCUUAAGUAUUUCAACUUACACUUUUUUGGAAACAUUUCUGUGUGUGCAGUUACUGUAGAUUCACAUGUAUUUGGACUACAGCACACCCUUACCAGGUCUACAUUUUUUUUAUUAUGCACUAAUUUAACUGGUGGCACAGUCAACAGUGUCCAGAGCUACAGGUUUCUUAUCAUCAGACAAAACAUAUCACUACAAGCAGGAAUUACACUUUGAAACAGAAACAUCUUUACCGUGUUUCUCACCUUAACCAUGCGUUACAGAGCUGAAAAAUACAUUAAUGGAAACAUUUAGUUUCUUUGUAUGCUGCAGAAAUAUAGGAUUGAAUACUAUUUUUUUUGACAUGGCUAUUUUAUCUAUCAUAAUAGUAAUCAGUUACGUUUCAAACCCUCCAAGACUACCUGUAAUAUAAACAGGAAAGUUUUUUGAAAUAUCUUUCAAAUUUAAAUUAAGUAAUACGUAUUAUUCAACCUCAACCAUCUCAGUCUUCAGUUUCAAACCUGCAUACUUUCCAGGGAUUUAUAUGACCAAUAUUCAAUCCUUUAACAAGAAUAACAUGAAAUGUGGCAUUAUUAGAUGCUAAUGAGCUCUGGAGAGUGGUGUAUAAUGCCAGCUAGUUUUUAUUCAUAUCAAAAUGAUUACAAAUAAUCAUAUUAAAUAUAUUGUAUCAACAAAAAGGUUGAAUUCAGGUUGUUGGAGAUUGGCUUACUUGGUAAUGGGAAUUGGCUGCAUGAGAACAGUUAUCAAAACAUGUUGCUUAACUAAUGUUCUCCUGAGGCCUGCACGCUGAGAAUAAAUUGUCUCUGUGUAUUUUUUCCUAAGAAACAAACACAUCCCUGAAACUCUUUGUUGGUCAAUAUAAAAUAAAGAAAUGCUAUAAUAUGAAAACA